Messenger RNA from Lactuca saligna, 1329 nucleotides. NCBI's taxonomy places the organism in Eukaryota, Viridiplantae, Streptophyta, Magnoliopsida, Asterales, Asteraceae. The record is from the annotation of a GenBank genome assembly.
AUGUCGUCGUUGAUCAAUCGAAGUGGAAGAAGUAGAAAGAAAAGCGAGAGGAUAUUACUAAAGACGACAUUCAGCAAAUUCACUAAUGAAGAAUCCAAUCCAUUGCUUAUUGAUAUUGAAGAUGCAGACAAUGAAGGAAACGAACUAGUACAACCUCAGAUUAGAAGAGAAGGACAGAAGAAGUUUUCAACACCUAAGAAGAAAACUAAAAAUCAAACUGGUGGUGUGGGGGAACGUGUUAAUCGCACACCAGCUCAUUCAAUGCGAAGGGAUCUUAAAGUUGUAGUUUUGAGCUCAGAUUCAAGAAAAGAUAAUGUUGCUGUCAAGAACCUUGACGAAGAUGAAGACUCUGAUUUUGAAGCUGACAUAACUGUGGUAACAAGGAAAAAGAGAAGGCAUCAUACUUCAUUCAAAGAUGAUGACAAAGAAAAUGUGAAGAAAUUUAAAAGACAAAGGAAUAAAGAAGGAAAUGUAUUAAAGCCAAGAAAACAUCCUAAAGUUGUAGCAAGUGGUGCAGAAGAAGCUAAGCGAAUACAAGUACGGACAUCUCCAAGUGUUUUGUACAGUUGUGUGCAUAACCUUAGCAUGGAACAGGAAGCUUAUAUUUCUUCUAUUGGUCUGGGGCAUUUGUUGAAGAUGAAAGUGGAUGGGUGUGCAUCAAUUAUGGGGCAUUAUAUUGUAAGGAAUUUUAACGCAGAUAGGAUGGUACUCAAACUUCAUCAUGGAGAGAUACCAAUCAAUCGGCAAGUUAUUCACGAAAUGUUGGGUCUGCCUCUAGGACAUGUUACAAUAAAGUCUAUGCCUUAUAGAGAAGUCACAGAUGACACGAUAACUGUUUGGAGAAAACAAUUCGAAGAUGAAGAUAAUAUUAGACCAAGGGCAGUUCAACAAGUUAUUAUGCAGUCAACACGUGCGGAUUUAAUGUUUAAAGUAAACAUCUUUGUCCUGUUGUGUAAUACACUAGGUCAGUCGAUGAGCAUGGGCACAUGUGACCUGUCGAUGUUAUCAAAAGUGACGAAAGAUCUGGAUCUAAGUGACAUUGAUUGGUGUGGAUAUGUUUUUGAUUGCCUUAAGGAGACAAAAAGUGCGUGGAAUCCAAACAACAAAAAAGGAUUCUAUGUUGGGCCAAUUAUAUUACUGCUGUUGCUAUACCUAGAAAGUGUUCGAUGCGAUUCAGUGAAGAUUGUACGAUGCAGACCAGCAAUAUGUUGUUGGAGUGUUGAUAAACUACGUGAGCGAGAAAGAGUAGAGUGUAGGACAAUUGGUCUGGGUAUGGGUGAAUUGCAAGAUCCAUUUCAAUUCAUCAAUGAAGCAUUUGGGAACUGGUAA